AUGCCUUCCAUUCAGCAACCCCCCGCGCUCAAACUCGACACCAAGAUGGAUGCGCCCAACGCAGAGCUCCUCACCGCAUUCGCCUCACUUUUCUCCUCGGGGAAAUACUCAGACCUCACUGUGCAAUGCGGCGAGAGAAGCUGGGCGGUCCACAAGGCGGUCAUCUGCUCGCGGUCAGAAUUCUUUGACGGAGCAUGCAGCCUUCCGUUCAAGGAGUCGUCGACAGGGGUCAUCGACCUCAGUGAAGACGACCCUGAGGCGGUGGAGCACAUGAUUAACUACUUCUACCACCUCGACUACCUUUCGAAAUCGCCGAAGUCGCGGCGAGCAACACAGCCGUCGUCUCCGGCGUCCGGGCCUCGCGCGCGGGCCCAGCAGCUCAGCGCCAACGCGGCGGUACGAAUGCCGGGGAAGCUGGACCUGGCCCUGGUCGAAGAUCCGCUGCUAGCGCAGGCGCACGCGCAAUCCGUGCCCAGUGCGAUCAGCGCGACCGAGAUCCCGUCGAACGCUCCCGCGUCACCGCUGCUCACCCCGCCCCACACUAAUGACCGCAUCGACUACUUUUCCUCCAUCGACGCGAAGCUGCCCCUGUCGCCCGUCGAUGCCCAGGGUCUUGACGACGAUCGCCUGGACUACAGCUCGUACGAGAGUGAGAGCGAAGAUGAGGCCGGCUCAGACGACGCGCCCUCGCACCUCAUCGCUCACGCCAAAGUCUACGCCAUCGCUGAAAAAUACGCCAUCACCGGCCUCAAAUCCCUCGCCCGCCGCAAGUACGCAGGCCAGCUGUUCGACGACAACCAUUGGUCCUCGCGGACCGCCGACUUCGCCGAGUCGAUGAUCGAGGUCUACGAGAGCACCGUGGACACGGACCGCGGCCUCCGCGACCUCGUCAUCCAAGCCUUCCGCGAGCACCCCGAGCUCGCCCGCAGCAAGGACGUCGAGCUAGUCGUGCGAGACACCCCCGGCGCCGCCUGGGAGCUGUUCAGGCUCGGCUGGGGCCUGCCAAUCUGCUAG
Molecule: messenger RNA, 1014 nt
Organism: Diplodia corticola
Lineage: Eukaryota; Fungi; Ascomycota; Dothideomycetes; Botryosphaeriales; Botryosphaeriaceae
Product: btb poz-like protein
Exons: 4
Coding region: 1-1014 (337 amino acids)
Molecular function (GO): protein binding
Source: RefSeq, a predicted model, not a curated record